Messenger RNA from Suillus bovinus, 4140 nucleotides. RefSeq lists its product as uncharacterized. Gene Ontology annotation, molecular function: protein binding. The record is from RefSeq and is a predicted model, not a curated record. Bases 296 to 3979 code for a protein of 1227 amino acids. Lineage: Eukaryota; Fungi; Basidiomycota; Agaricomycetes; Boletales; Suillaceae. The transcript is spliced from 10 exons.
CACUCCGAAGACUAUUGGAGAAACAACGAUAUUCAUGCGGCAACCUAUCAUAAACAGCUUUCCCUAUUCAGCUACAUUCGAGCGACGGGAAGGAGUGACUGCAUUUGGGAGGGGACAUACCUUACAGGAAGCUGUGGAGACAUGAGUGGGAUGUACACAGUGCAGCCGAGGAAGGCAGUUAUGACUGGUAGGGAGCAUUCUUGCUGGAACGGUGAUAGCGAACUGCCUCGUGUCUUGGGGCGUGUAUGGGACCGAGUUAGUUAGGGUGGUGAAGUAAUAUAGAAACGCACAAUACAUGCACCUUAGAAAAAGACGCCCACAAAUUACAAUCCAUCGACCACUGCGCUCAACACUAUCAACCUCCAGUAAAAUGUCGAACCUCAUUCCAAGUACCACGCCCCUUCGAACUUUUAUAAAUCACGAGAAGUCCGUGAAGGCAAUCGCAGUUUUCCCCGAUAAGCGACGGAUAGUUACGAGCUCAGGCGACAAGAUACUUCGUCUUUGGGACUUGGAGACAGGUGUUGUGUUGAAGGAGAUGGAAGGGCAUAGCCGUGAGGUGUAUGCAUUGGCGGUAUCACGAGAUGGUCAAAUAAUAGCAAGCGGUGAUGCAAGUGGAGAGGUCAUCGCCUGGCACGGUAAAACUGUGCUGGCCACUGGUUCAGACAACACGAAGCUUUGGUGUACCAAAACAUGGAAGAUGCAAGGAGAUCCAAUCAAUUCUGACUACAACUAUUUUGUCAGAUUCUGUGCCUGCUGCGUUCGAUAUUCGCCUUCUGGUGAACUUCUUGCCAUCGCAACAACUGGCGACAAUAUCCAAAUUUAUAAUACAGGCACAAGAGAAUGCGUCGCAUCUUUCACAGGUCACACACUUGCCUGGACGCCUGAUGGCACACGCUUGCUUUCAGAAGACAUUAGUUGCAUACGAGAGUGGAACACAUCAACCUGGCAGCAGGUCGGUCAUCCAUGGAAAGGCCACACGGAACAUAUCAAUGCCAUUGCCAUCAAUCCUGCUGGUACCCUCGUUGCUUCUGCAUCUGUGGACCACCAUGUCCGUCUCUGGCAAUUCUCAGAUGGACGAACCAUCGCCAUCUUCCAGCAUUCAUUCAUCCCGAGAUGUGUCACGUUCUCUAUGGACGGUAAGCACCUCCUCAGCGGAGGUUACGAUAACAAGAUCUCAGAGUGGGCAGUGCCCAGCAAUGUUCAUUCAAAGAUCCUGGCUAUCACGACGGCCCGCGAAGCAUGUGUAACUGGAGACCUGUCUAUUGCUGAGGAGCUACUCACGCAAGAUAUCCACACCGACGCCAACGACUUUACUGCAUAUGCCAAUCGCUCAUUCGUUAUGGCUCGGAAACACGCUUGGGACAACGCCCUUGAGGAUGCAAUCAAGUCCAUCAACAUUCAGCCUUCGUUGACCGGUUACAUCUCCAAAGGUAUCGCCCUCUGUGGAAAAGGUCUUGUCUGGGAAGCAAUGAUAGCAUUUGAUGGCGCGUCCAUGUUCGCGAACCAAGAUUCAGAAACCAACCAAUUUCUUCUUUUGAUAAAGGCGAUCGCACUCUUCAAUGCAGAUCAACAUGAGGAAUCAUUGCUGCUCAUCAAAGAACUUGCUGCUGCUUGUCCGGACACCGAUCCUCUUGCGCGUCUUACCGUGGAGACAUAUCUACGCGUUCAGCUCGGCAUCAAGGCUUUGGAUGAUGCGCGUCAUGACGAAGCCGUUGACCACUUCACUGCCGCUGUCAACUCCACUGCUUUCUCAUCGAAAUAUAUUCAUUUUCUAUACCAGGACUUGAUCGUGCUCUUCGGCUGGGACCUCGAGUCCGUGUUGCUAACGACACAUCAGAAACGGUGCCAGGCAUUCCUUUUGGCAGUCAAACCUGAUAAAGCCCUUGAAGCACACAAAGACAUGAUAGCCGCCAUUGAUGAAGCUGCGAGGGCCAGCUGCCUCGAUUGGUCCAAUGAAUUCAUGGAGCGAUGUAACGUGCUCUGUGCUGCCAACGGAGAUGUUGCUCUCGCUGCGAGCGAUUAUGACAAGGCUAUUCGCCUAUACUCGGCGAUAAUCAACUCCAAUUCUGCAUCUCAUUCCGUCUUCGCAAAUCGCAGUAAGGCAAAGUUGGGAAAAAUGCUAUGGACGGAAGCACUUCUCGAUGCACAGGAGGUCAUUGAAAUCGACCCUUUAUCUUAUAAUGGAUAUAAAUUGAAGCAUGCAGCGCUUCACGGUGCGCGGCGCUAUGAUGAAGCGAUUCAGGCCUUCCAAACGAUGCUCUCAAAAUUGGACAAUGCACCCGACAUUCAGACACAAAAGCUAUGCCAGCAGUAUUUGAAACCCUCCGAAGUAGAAGGUGUCAUUCAACGGGUCAUUGAUGCUCAAUUUAACAAUGCCCCGCUGCGUGUACUAGACACCACCACCGGUCUCUUAUGUGAUCGAGAGACGCAGAUAAGCGCCUUUAAAACGAGCACAGAGUACAAGGAGAUUGUGUCAUCAACGAUCACGCAUGGAGACUUGCACAUGAAGCACAUCGAAGAAGUGGUGAAGAGGUACUUCCAAUAUGCCAUGCUGUCACACAGGUGGGAAGGGAAAGAGCCGCUGCUGCAGGAUAUUCAGGGCAAGGGCGCAUAUGACUCGGAGCUGGAUCAUAUUGGCGGCAUGACGAAGCUGCGGUCGUUCUGCAAAACUGCUCGCGAUGCGGGGUAUAAGUGGGCAUGGAGCGAUACAUGCUGCAUCGAUAAGAGCAACAACGUCGAACUUCACGAAUCGGUUAACUCUAUGUUCGUCUGGUAUCAUCACUCCGCGCUAACGAUCGUCUACCUGUCUGACGUUCACCCAUCGUCAAAGUCUGGCGCACUUUCAAAAAGCGCUUGGAACACGCGCGGAUGGACAGUUCAAGAAUUCGUCGCUCCCAAAGUCAUUCUUUUUUAUCAGAGCGAUUGGACUCUUUAUCAUAAUGACCAUACUACCAACCACAAGGAUUCCAUCGCAAUAAUGCAGGAGUUAAAGGAGGGGACAGGCAUAGACCGACUAGCUGUCGCGGCCUUUCGUCCCGGUAUGAACAGCGCCCGGGAAAAACUUCAUUGGGCAUCAACCCGCAUUACCACGCGUCAGGAAGACAUCGCAUACUCCUUGUUCGGUAUCUUUGGCGUCCGCCUGCCUGUAGAUUAUGGCGAGAAGCUGGACACGGCGCUUGGACGGCUCCUGCAGGAGAUUGUGGCUCGGUCCGGCGACAUCACUGGCCUCGAUUGGGUCGGAAAAGCAUCAGAGUUCAAUAGCUGUCUGCCAGCCUCCAUCACUUCAUACAAAGCUCCACCAUACAAACUACCACUUCUCCCCGAAGAUGAAAUUCAGUCAUCGGUUUCUUCUCUGCGAAAGACAGAAGCUGUGGGUUUUGCUUCGAGUCUUUAUACCCUCCUUCGGGACACGAGCGCUCCUCGCUUCGCAGCACAAAGACUACAUCUACCUUGCAUUGCAUUCAAUAUCAGGGAAAUCAGACGGGUACCCAGCCCAGCUCCAGACACUCACUUCAAGUAUAGAGUGAAUGCAGAUGGACUUCGGGACUUGUUUAUCACCACCGCAGAGACCCUGAUUCAGUUCUGGCCGGCAAGGCCGAUCGAGCAAAAAUUUGUCCUUGUCCGUCCCUGGGAUCGGUCUCUCCUGGAGCUUCCUGACUUUGCAGAACCGCCUGAAUCCGUAGAACCAUCUGACUAUGAAAACAAUAAGGAGAACGAGGAGGAUUGUUGCACGCCGCCUUCUUCUCCGUCAGACGACUCGUUUGGUGGUUCUCCUGGAAGACAGGACGUAUUUGACCUAGAAUCACGAGCAUUGCGGUUGCUUGUUCGCCUUGGGCAGCCUUUCAGUGCAUUUUUACUAGCGCAGCAGCGCAGUGGAGAAUACAAGAGGAUCGUAACGGAUCAUGAUAUCGUUGGACAGAUCAAGGAUGUAGUUUCUGUCGGAGACCUGAUGGACGUCAGAACCAUGGAAAUAUUGUAGUCGAUUGUCUUCUAUUUCAAAGUUUAUGGACCUCUGAGCGGUUUGAUCUACAUUUGUGAUUUAGAGAUGAUACUCGUGCAGUCUAGGUUUCAUAUAUGCACGCGUAUCGGUCCAUAGAUGGGGUACCUGCAUAUGAGUACUACAUCGAUGACAUUGGUCAC